Messenger RNA from Miscanthus lutarioriparius, 2295 nucleotides. The record is from the annotation of a GenBank genome assembly. NCBI's taxonomy places the organism in Eukaryota, Viridiplantae, Streptophyta, Magnoliopsida, Poales, Poaceae.
AUGGGCAACAAGCUCCGCAUGAUUCUCAAUGCAAUUGAAGUCCUCGUUACAGAGAUGCAUGCCUUUAGAUUCAGAUUCCAACCACAGCCGCCAAUGCCUAAGAGCUGGAGGCACACGGAAUCUGACAUCAUCAACCUUACGGAAAUUGCUAGUCAAUCAAGACACAAAGACAAGGAGGAGGUUGUUAACAAAUUGAUUGGUGACCGAGCGAGCAAUUUGCAGCUUACGGUCCUUCCCAUAGUUGGAAUGGGGGGACUGGGCGAGACCACCUUAGCUCAGCUUGUCUACAAUGAUCCUGAAAUUCAAAAGCACUUUCAGCUGCAACUCUGGGUAUGUGUCUCUGACAACUUUGAAGUUGAUCCCUUGGCUAAAAGUAUAGCUGAAGCAAAUGCAAAAGGGAAGAACAACAUCAAUACUAGUGAAAAAUCACCGUUGGAUAGCCUUAAGGAAGUAGCGAGUGGGAAGAGGUACCUUCUCGUCUUGGAUGAUGUAUGGAACCGUGAUGCUAACAAGUGGGGAAAGCUGAAGUCCUGCCUUCAAAAUGGUGGCAACGGUAGUGCAGUGCUUACAACAACUUGUGAUAAUGUUGUUGCUGAAUUGAUGGGUACAACUGAAGCAUAUAUUCUCAAAAGCCUAGAGCAAAGAUUCAUAAUGAAAAUUAUAAUGGCAAGAGCGUUUAGUUCAAAAAAGGAACAGGACGCUAAGCUUGUUGAGAUGGUUGGUGAUAUUGCCAAGAGAUAUGAGACUGGAAUUUUACCAAUACUCAAGCUCAGCUACAAUGGGCUGCCAUCGCACAUGAGGCAAUGCUUUGCUUUCUGUGCUAUUUUCCCCAAGGAUUAUGAUAUAGAUGUGGAAAAGCUAAUCCAACUAUGGAUGGCCAAUGGUUUUUUUCCAGAGCAACAUGGAGUGCGUCCUGAGAUCACUGGUAAACAAAUCUUCAUCGACCUGGUGUCAAGGUCAUUUUUUCAAGAUGUGAAGGAAGUCCCAUUUGAAGUCCAUGACAUUUGGGUUCCUAGAGUUACUUGCAAGAUUCAUGAUCUUAUGCAUGAUGUUGCACAGUCUUCUAUGGGAGCAGAAUGUGCUACCAUAGUUACAGAGCAGAGUCAAAGUGAGAAAUUUCCAAAUUCGGCUCGGCAUUUAUUUAUAUCUGUUGAUGGACCAGAAACAAUUCUGAAUGGUUGUCUAGAGAAAGGAUCUAUGGCUGUGCAAACACUGAUAUGCAAUGGAUAUGCAGAUGGAGAUCUGAAGCAUUUAUUGAAGUACAGAUCUAUCCGUGCACUAAGGAUCCACCGAGGUUCUUUCUUGAAACCAAAGUAUCUGCAUCACCUGAGGUUGACAUUAACAUGGACGUCUUCUCUAGAAAAGGAGGAAGAGGAACAACAUAAUACUAAAGUGCUGAAGGCCCUCAAGCCUGAUGAUGGGCUGAAGGUUCUAGAUAUAUAUGGCUAUAGGGGUGGCACUUAUCCGACAUGGAUAAAUACGUUGCAACAAAUGGAACUGAAGGAGCUUUCACUGAGGAUCAUGCCAAAUUUUGAGACAUGGUGGGUCAAUGAGGUACAAGGGGAAGAGUCAAUAUUUCCUCAGGUUAAGAAGUUGUCCAUAUCCGACUGCAAAAGGCUGACUGCAUUGCCUAAAGCAUCAAUGAUUAAGGAACCACGGCCGCCAUGCGGAGUUAUUAAUACUGUGUGGCGCUCGGCAUUUCCAGCGCUGAAGGAAUUAAAAUUGUACAGGUUGGAAACCUUUCAGAGAUGGGAGGCAGUUCAAGAAACUCUAGGAGAAGACGUGACAUUUCCUCGGCUUGAGAAGCUAGUAAUUGAGUCGUGCCCAGAGUUGACUAGCCUCCCUGAAGCACCAAAUCUAAGUGAAUUGAAGAUCCGAGGAGGCAGCCAACAAAUGCAAGUACAGGUAGCAAACUGCAUCGUCACUGCUUCGUCGUUGUCCAAACUGGACUUGUGGAUCAAUGACGACAGAGAAGCAGCAUGGCUGGAUGGCAACAGCUUGAUUCAAUUGGUGGAUGGUGAGGAGAAACGGAAUCACAAUAAAUCCCCUUCCCCUCUCACGUUACACGGGUGCAACGUUUUCUUCUCUCACUCUAGUGCUCUGGCGCUUUGGGCAUGUUUAGUGCAGCUUGAAGAUUUGCGAAUUUGGGACUGCGAUACUCUCGUCCACUGGCCAGAGGAAGUGUUCCAGAGCCUGGAAUCCUUGAGGAAGUUAGAAAUUUGUGAAUGCAACAAUCUAACAGGACGCAGACACGCUUCUUCUGAGCAGCCACGCCUGGAGUCUCUGGAUAUAUAA